This is a messenger RNA of Lytechinus pictus (painted urchin), 3452 nucleotides long. Its product is annotated as maternal embryonic leucine zipper kinase-like. Gene Ontology annotation, molecular function: ATP binding; protein serine/threonine kinase activity. Gene Ontology annotation, cellular component: cytoplasm. Bases 4 to 1596 code for a protein of 530 amino acids. Lineage: Eukaryota; Metazoa; Echinodermata; Echinoidea; Temnopleuroida; Toxopneustidae. The transcript has 9 exons. Gene Ontology annotation, biological process: protein phosphorylation; intracellular signal transduction. The record is from RefSeq and is a predicted model, not a curated record.
GGUAUGAAGGAUCAUUUAGAGACCUGUUGUGGCAGCCCUGCCUAUGCAGCUCCUGAGUUGGUUUCUGGCAAAGAAUACAUUGGCUCCGAGGCUGAUAUAUGGAGCAUGGGAGUGUUACUAUAUGCAUUACUCUGUGGCUUUCUUCCUUUUGAUGACGAUAACGUGUCCCUCCUCUAUCGCAAAAUACUUUCUGGUGUGUAUGAAGAACCUCCGUGGCUUUCAGACGAAACCAAAGAUCUUCUCAAACAUAUGCUUCAGGUGAACCCCACAAAGAGGAUCAAAAUGAAAGAGCUCAUUGUCCACCCUUGGGUCGUGAAAGCAUUCGGUACACCCGUAGAUUGGGAGAGUAAAUGUGAGAAAAGUCAGCUAAAUGUGGACUGCGUCACAGAAAUGGCAAUGCACUAUGGGAAGUCGAAGAAGGACAUAAUGUCAACGUUAAAACAGUGGAAAUAUGAUCACAUGACAGCCACGUAUUUUAUCCUACUAGCCGCCAAGUAUCGAGGUAGAACGGUCAGACUACCGAUGGCGCAUAGACCACUUACAGAAAAGAAUCAAACCGACAGUGCAAUGAGAUUCCAUCAUCACCAUCAACAUCACCAUCCGCAAAAUUACCAUGACAACCUGGAACCGCCCACCAGCUCGCCCUACAUGUUCAGUUCAAUGGAAGAUGGCUUGGAAGACGAGGAAUCCUACAUCAUCUCGUCUCCGCACCGACGGACCGCAUCCGAGAGGCGCCACUCCGGGGAUCACAGAAGGCCACGCAGCUCUCAAAAUCCGCGAGAAAGACCGGUCAGUACGCAUUUAGAAGGGACUUACGUCAAGCCGGGCGGAGAGGACACGUACAUGGUGUCGACACCGCUGGUGUCGGGGAAAGAGAAUCAUAGAGACGAUGACGGAUUCGUGAAACCCACUGGUUUGCCGUUAAAGACUCCUGUAAGGAAACGGAGUAAAAGCGACGCCAAGGAGAAGACGUUGCAGAAGACGAGAGCGGCGGCCGUGAAACAACCGGUCGUUCCAACAUUAUCGCUUCCUCCUAUAGUAACGCCUUCAAGAUCCAUGGAUGGUGAUCUUAAUAGACUUACCAUCAACACUCCACAUAACAAUGGUGCCUUAGACAUCCAAAAAGCUGUCUCCAUGGAGGAUUCGUUAGACCGAGUAAUGAUGGAGGACGGGGAGAUGAAGAGAACCGGUCUGAGUGGAUCUGCAAAGAAGAUCUUCGGCAGCUUUGAGAAAGGAAUCGACAAGAUGAUCGACCUGUUAUCACCGAGAAGAAGAUCCAACGCUGGCAUGGAUGAACCAAGGAAGGUCAAGGCUCUGUACAAUGUAUCAACAACAUCAACCCUCCCUGCCGAUGUGGUAGUGGAGAGAUUAAAAGAAGGCCUUAUGUAUAGCAAUAUCGACUCGUAUAAACAGAAAGGGUAUACCCUGCGAUGCAAGAAGCAAGAUUCCAAGGGAAAGACUGUCCUAUCCUUCGACAUGGAGGUCUGUAGGCUUCCCCAGAUGGACAUGGUUGGGAUCAGGAGAAAACGCCUCAAGGGCGAUACGUGGGAGUACAAGCGCAUGUGUCAAACCAUCCUGGAACACUCAAGACUCUAGCGCCCUCUCCAGGCCGCCCUACAAAGUAAGAAUAUUUGUCAGCUGCCUAGAUGGACAUGGUUGGAAUCAGAAGUAAACUCCUAAAGAGUGACAUCUGGGAGUAUAAAUGCAUACUGUGUCAAACCAUCCUGGAACACUCAAGACUCUAGCGUCCUCUCCAGGCCGCUCUACAAAGUAAGGAUAUUUGUCAGCUGCCUAGAUGGACAUGGUUGGAAUCAGAAGAAAACUCCUCAAGGGUGAGAUCUGGGAGUAUAAAUGCAUACUGUCUCAAACCAUCCUAGAACACUUGAGACUCAAGCGCCCUCUCCAGGCCGCCCUACAAAGUAAGAAGGUCUGUCAACUGCUGAGAUAGACAUGGGUGGAAUCAGGAGAAAACACCUCAAGGGUGAUACGUGGGAGUAUAGGCGCAUGUGACAAAACCAUCCUGGAACACUCUAGACUCUAGCGCCCUCUCCAGGCUGCCCUACAAAGUAAGGUCUGUCAACUGCUGAGAUAGAAAUGGGUGGAAUCAGGAGAAAACACCUCAAGGGUGAUACGUGGGAGUAUAGGCGCAUGUGACAAAACCAUCCUGGAACACUCUAGACUCUAGCGCCCUCUCCAGGCCGCCCUACAAAGUAAGGAUAUUUGUCAACUGCCUAGAUGGAUAUGGUUGGAAUCAGAAGAAAAUUCCUCAAAAGGUGAGAUCUGGGAGUAUAAAUGCAUACUGUCUCAAACCAUCCUAGAACAAUUGAGACUCUAGCGCCCUCUCCAGGCCGCCCCACAAAUUAAGGCUGUCUGUCAGCUGCCCAGAUGGACAUGGUUGGAAUCAGAAGAAACCAUCUGUCGAGACAAUUGCGCCCCCUGUUGGCUGCCCUACAAAUAAAGGAAUCCUCUACUGUACAUUCAUGGCCUAUCAUCAUUGUGUCAUGGAUCAAUGUGCUGGUUGAGCUUUCUGCUUAUACGAAGGUGACCUGAGAGCCAACAUCUUCAAGGGACUUGAUGCUGAGGAUAAACAACUUGGUUUCAACCUCUGGUUAUUGGUUUGCUUCCCCGUCUCCGAUUUAUCACCAAAGCUGACUGAAAACUCGCUAAUUUUGUAUGGUGGUUGAGAGAAUGGCCAUAUGAGUUCAAAAGUUAAACUUGACUUCGUAGAUGAAGAUGCAGCCAUAGUUCAACCAAGUAUGGUAGAUGUCAAAAUUGAUCCGACUUCAACAAUAAUACAUGUAGGUCCUGAAUAUAACUCUUUUUAACAUGCGUCUGCGACAGGCCAAUAAUUAUCAAGUGCCAUUGUAAUCAAAUCUAGUAUUUUAUCAGUGAUAUAUCUCAUUGAGGAAUGUUAUGUAUUUAUGAUGAUGAGUGACAUUGUUCUUUGCAGCAAAUGGUCUUAUGUUUUAUCUAUUUUCGUGGUGAAUUGGUAUGAUAGGAAUUUGCGCUGUUGAUCAGCUCUGGGUUAAAGGAUAUUUUGGGGGUUUCCAAGUUGGAAAAUUGUGGUAGGAAGUGCUGUUGGAAUCUAUUGAUGGUGAAUUCAUGAAAGGGUUUUUUUUUUUCAGGAAAUAUUGGAUGUAGAAAAUAUUGCAACUUGUACAUCCCACCUAUCCUGUGCUUUUGAAAUUCAUUAUGCAAUUUAAAAACAGUCAUUUCUGUCUUUUAACAAUCCUUUUUAAUAGUGAUUAUAUGAGAUUAUGUUAUAUAUUGAUAUAAAUUGUCAUUCUUAAAAAAAAAAUGACAGAUACAGGUGGGUUAAGUAACUCAUUUAGAUUUUAUGCAAUUUUUUUUCAAAUCAAAGGUUGUUCCUGAUAACAUGGCAAAAUUAUGUUAGGUCUGCCCAGCAAAGACAAUCAUUUCCAGAUUUUACUCGAAAGAAAAACAAAACAAAA